CCUCCGCCACUACUCGUACACACCUCUCUCUUUCUCAAUCCGAAAGAAUUGAGGGAGAAAAGACAGAGGAGAAGCUCGGAUUUGUCUGCCCUCUAGCUCUCGAGAAUCUCAGUGAUUCCCAAAAUUCUAUAUUUUUUUUUUCAUUUUCAGAAAGAGAAAAAAAAAAAAAAAUCCCAUUUUGCUUUUAUUGGGAAGCGAUUUUCGAAGCUUCAGAGCUCAAAAAUUUAUUUUUAUUUUUAUUUUUGUACGAUUUUCUGCAAUGAUUGAAUCGGCUAAAGUUCGUUUGGUUCGUUGCCCAAAGUGCAAGCAUAUUCUUCCAGAGCGUCCUGAUGUGCCUGUUUAUCUCUGUGGCAGUUGCGGUGCUGUUCUUCAAGGGAAAAAGAAUAGAAAAUCUGGCGUGGACACUUCAUCAGAGACGUCCAAUGAAGAAAGGGUUGAAAGAGUUUCCCUAAAUUCUGGGAAUUUAUUGGAAAAUGAAACAGAGAAUUUCAAUAACUUGAGUGACAUUUCUGAUGCAGAUGUCAAGUCAAAUGAUAGUUCUUCAAAUUUUGGUAAAAGGGGUUCAGAUGCUGAGAAAAGUCCGGAUCAUUCUAAGGACAGAGCUGAUAAAUGGGUUGUCGAGACUGCUCUUGAUACGAACACAAAUAGAGAUGAAUUGGGUGGUAUAAAAAUGGAAAAGGAAACUGGGGAAUUGAAGUCCCAUGUCCAAAAUGCAAGCACAUCCUGGAGAUCAGAGCGGAGUUCUAAUUGGCGAUUUGGGGAGAGAGGCGAGGUGGAGGGGUUUCGGAGAAACCCAAGAACAAAUAUUGGAGGAGGUAUGAGAUAUUCGCAAUCUACCUACUCAGACGAGGGACCAUCAAAUUAUGGUUAUGGAGAGCCAUUGAGGGAUGGUAGUAGUUCCGUAGAUGGAGGUAAUAGAGUUGAGUACUUUGGACAUGAUCCAGCCAGGCUUAUAAGACAACUUGACGAGUUGAAGGAUCGAUUAAAUCGUACUUGUGAUGUGACCGACAAACCUAAAGAAAAGGUUCCUUUAGAUAGGAGAAUGUUUCAUGAGGAGGCUUAUGAGGAUUCUGAGGCUUGGUUUCCAACUAGCUCUUCUGGACCAAGAAGGAGUUCAAUGCCGUUUUUCAUGCUAGACAAGCAUGUUUCAGAACCUCCUUAUUUCCAGCAUUAUACCAAGCCAUUUCCUUAUGAUAAUAGGCAUGAGAAGGGUAUGCAUGGCUCCUAUCCAUCCAUGCACGGUUCAAAUCAUAUUCCAGGAUAUGAGGAUGUUUUUGGACCCCAAAUGCUUAGGCAAAGACGACCUCCAGAUCAAGCACCAGGUCAUUACAGACAACAGCCACCUUAUGCAUACUUUUCAGGAGGAUACAUGGAACCUAACUCCAAUCCAUAUGAACCAUACCCCCACGACCCCAACCUUCACCAUCCUUCUUGCUCUUGUUUUCUUUGUUACACUAGACAUCAACAAGUUCCGGGGUCAAUCCCAACCAAUGCCUUAUUGAAUAGAAGGUUUCCUGACAUUCCAAAUGAUCCCAUGUCAUACCAUCGAGAAAAUCCUGUUGCAUUUGGUCCACGGGUUUAUAAUCCUAGAACUGCCAAUCCUCCUCCGAUGCCUUCUCAUGAUUCACAGUCCCACACAAGAUUGCCAAGUGACCUUAACACGCAAACAAGUGAUUUUGUUCACCACCUUCCCCAGAGGGAGGUUCUCCUUAAUGGCAGACACUAUUGCCGUCCCUUAGCCGGAGGUGCCCCAUUUAUAACAUGCUGUAAUUGCUGUGAAUUGCUACGACUGCCAAAGAAGAUACUCCUUGUAAAGAAGAAUCAACAGAAAAUCCGGUGUGGGGCCUGCUCAGCAAUAAUCUUCCUUGCUGUCAACCGCCAUAAAAUUGUUGCUUCUAUUCAUGAAGAAACAGAGAAAACUUCUAAGGAGAUUGAUGAUAGCACGAAUCAGCUAGUGGAUGAGCGCCCUUCAAAUUCACAUGGCCAUGUGAACCAGUAUAGCGAGAAUUUCUCUUCUGAUGAUUAUGAUAAUUCUGCAUAUGAUUUUCAGUCGAUGGAUAGAGAAGCUGGUUCAGUUCCAACAGAUCAAGGUUUGAACUCAAGGAAGCCUGAGAGGGUACAGAACCUCCAUUCAUCUCCCAGCACGCCUGAGAAUGAGGGUAGUCAAGAAGGUUUGAUUGCUCCAAGAGAGGUGGACAAUCCCCUUGAGCAGCCUAAGAAAGCUGUCCUGUCUCCACCACCUCCGGGUUCAUCUCUUCAAGAGCAUUUUGAUUAUUCUUCUAAUAAUCUUGCAUUGAACCGUUUUGGGAAUGGAAACCAAAGUAGCCGCUCAGAUCAUGAGAAGGUGAUACCAUCAAAGGCCAUCUCCCAACAAAGUUCAGUGAAAGAUGUAUCAGUGGCAACUGAGAUGGAGGUUUCAUUCAACGAGUUCUCGAAUACUGGAGUGUCCCAAGAUUCAGGGGAUGCAAGCAGAGAACAUGAUCAUCUGGGAAUCAACAAAGGGGAGGAACCAUUUUUAGCUGGCAUUAUUAAGAAGGACCUUAGGGACUCUUCUAGACCUAACCAGACAAUUGAGCAAGGCAGAAAUAUUGUUAUGGUUAAUGGGCACCUUAUACCAGAUCGUCUAGUUAAGAAGGCUGAAAAGCUAGCUGGAACAAUCCAUCCGGGAGAAUACUGGUAUGAUUUCUACGCUGGAUUCUGGGGUAUGAUGGGUGGGCGCUGUCUUGGCAUAAUUCCUCCAUUUAUUGAAGAAUUCAAAUACCCCAUGCCAGAGAAUUGUGCUGCUGGAAAUACUGGUGUUUAUGUAAAUGGGAGAGAACUGAACCAAAAGGAUCUAGAUUUGCUUGCCAGUAGAGGACUCCCAACUACCAGAGACAGGGAUUACACCAUUGAUAUUUCAGGAGGCGUUCAAGAUAGAGACACUGGUGAAGUGCUAGAGAGCCUUGGCAAACUCGCUCCAACGGUUGAGAAGGCAAAGCGAGGAUUUGGCAUGAAAAUUCGAAGGUCUGCUGCAUAAACAGAAAACUCAUUGGAAGUACCACGCCUUUCCAUUGCGCCUAACAUCUGGAAGAUCUUGAAGUUGUGCUAUGAAGGAGACUAGUAAAUACAAUCUCCUUGAAUUUUAUUGAAAGAAAACAUCUCUUUCAAUAACACCUGUACAAACAUUUCUUACCAUACCAAAAAUACAACCUAUAGGAAAUCACAUUUAGCUUUUUUUUUUUUUUUUAGUAGUAGUUUGAUUCGAUUGAAGUAAUCUGAUUUGUGCUGUUUGGCAUCUGUUUCUGUAAAUUAGGAAAAUUCUUCAUUCCUCAUAUUGUCUCAUUGUAUACUGUGUGGGUGCUACUUUUCUUGAAUAUAUAAAGAUAGAAGGAAUUUGAUUAA
This is a messenger RNA of Vitis vinifera (wine grape), 3381 nucleotides long. Its product is annotated as protein ENHANCED DISEASE RESISTANCE 4. The coding region runs from base 260 to 3016 and encodes 918 amino acids. NCBI's taxonomy places the organism in Eukaryota, Viridiplantae, Streptophyta, Magnoliopsida, Vitales, Vitaceae. The transcript is spliced from 5 exons. Gene Ontology annotation, biological process: regulation of defense response to fungus. The record is from RefSeq and is a predicted model, not a curated record.